GAUAAAGUCUGCUUUAUUUGGAUGAACAAGCUUGAUCAUUUCUCUGAGUGGAGAUGAAGCCGGAGCACCAGGAUCUGGUCCUGCAGGCCUGCGGGGCCUCCUCCCUGUGUGUGGGGGCAAAGAUCCAGACGCUGUGGAGCGGGUACGGGGAGAUCGUGCGGCUGCAGUUGCAGGGCUCUGAUUGGCCGUCUGUGGUCCUCAAACACGUCAAGUUUCCAGAGGAGGCGGAGCAUCCCGGCGGCUGGAACACAGAUCGCUCACACACACGUAAAGUGAGAUCCUACCAGGUGGAGACUCACUGGUACCAGAACUUCUCCACCAAUCAGAGCUGCAGGACCCCCGCCUGCCUGGCUGCUCGUUCCUAUGGAGAUGAGAUGCUGAUCGUGCUGGAGGACCUGGAUGUGGCCGGGUAUGAUCAGAGGAGGACCAGCGUGAAGGACCGAGAAAUAAAUGCUUGUCUCAGCUGGCUGGCCCACUUCCACACUCUCUUCCUGGGGGUGGAACCUGAGGGUCUGUGGCCCGUCGGCACAUACUGGCACCUGGAGACCCGGCCCGACGAGCUGGAGGCCAUGGGCCAUCCCGAGCUGAAAGCAGCAGCCGGGGACAUCGACAAGAUCCUCAACGAAUGUCGCUUCAAGACAAUCGUUCACGGAGACGCCAAGUUAGCCAACUUCUGUUUCUCCGAAGGUGGGCGGGACGUGGCAGCGGUAGACUUCAGUAUGUGGGAGGAGGCUGUGGGAUGA
Molecule: messenger RNA, 743 nt
Organism: Trematomus bernacchii (emerald rockcod)
Lineage: Eukaryota; Metazoa; Chordata; Actinopteri; Perciformes; Nototheniidae
Exons: 3
Coding region: 54-743 (229 amino acids)
Source: RefSeq, a predicted model, not a curated record